GCCGUGAUGAAUUGCACGGCUGACCCGAGGGUGCUUCUGAGGGGUAUGACCCCUGAGAUUGACAGAGCAGCCCUCGGGGCUGAUGAUGAUCAAGCCCUUAAGGACAAGAUCCUCCGGUCUUCCCUCACAACCUGCAUUGCCCUCGGAGAGCAGGCCCGGAGGCUAGAGGAGUGGCGUCUUCGCAAAGCCGAGCAGGAUGCCAAGAUGCGGGAGCUCAUCCGCCAGAAUUCCGAUGCCAUCCGGCAGAUGGCUAUGCUGGAGGAGAGCCUUCGGCAGAUGACCCUGUGGGCGAAGGCCGCAGACCGGGGCAAGGCCGAGGCUGAGAGGUCCGCAGCUGAGGCCCUUGAGAGAGCUGCUAGGGAGGCCGAGGCCGCCAAGGCGGAGGCCGUCGAGAAAGCCCGAGGGGACGCCAUCUCUUGUUUCUUGGCAGGGGGGUGGCGAGCAGAGGAGCACAAGCAAUGGCUGUCCUCGGUCGUCGAGUCCUCGGUCGACGAGUGGUGCGAUGGGCCCGGUGUGGAGUGGGUUUCCCGAAAGGGUAAACAGUACUAUGAUGGGGGCGAGUUUUUCACUCAAGCCCUUAUCUACCGGAGGGUGGCCCGCCACCUGAAGAUUGAGCAAAAGGAUUUUGACCCGGCAGCGUACAG
Messenger RNA from Cuscuta europaea, 644 nucleotides. The record is from the annotation of a GenBank genome assembly. NCBI's taxonomy places the organism in Eukaryota, Viridiplantae, Streptophyta, Magnoliopsida, Solanales, Convolvulaceae.